AUGAAUCAUGAAGAGAAUCAAAUCGACGAUAUUUAUGGACUAUUACAUGAAAUAUUUAGAGAUGUUGUACAAGAAGAAAAUGAAGUAAAUGUAGGCCUCAAUGAAGAUGCAAAAAAGUUCUAUAAUCUAGUCGAAGAAGCCAAACAAGAUUUGUAUCCGGGUUGUAAAAACUUCUCUAAAUUGUCGUUCACCAUCCGUCUUUAUUUAUUGAAAUGUAUUUAUGGUUGGAGCAACAUAUCAUUCAAUUCUCUCUUAGAGUUGUUGAGAGAAGCUAUGCCUUCAUUGAACAUCCCUGAUACGUUCAGCAAAACCAAAGGUAUGAUAAGGGACUUAGGGUUGGAUUAUAAGAAGAUCGAUGCUUGCCCUAAUGAUUUCAUGAUAUAUUGGAAAAAUCAUGAGAAUGAUACUUCUUGCCAUGUUUGUGGUGCUCCACGGUGGAAUGAAGAUGUAAAAGGAGAUGAUAAAGUUGAAAAAAGUCAUAAGUCUCAUAAAGUUCCUUUGAAAGUUUUGAGGCACUUUCCCUUGAUUCCAAGACUUCAAAGAUUGUUUAUGUGUUCAAAGACUGCUAGCUCAUUAAGGUGGCAUGAUGAAGAACGUUCGAAAGAUGGGAAGUUGAGGCAUCCUGCAGACGGAGAAGCAUGGAAAGAAUUUGAUAAAUGUCAUUCUGAAUUUGCUGAUGAGCCGCGUAAUAUAAGACUUGGGUUGGCCAGUGACGGAUUUAAUCCAUUUAGAACCAUGAAUUUGUCUCAUAGUACUUGGCAUAUGGUAUUAAUACCAUAUAACUUUCUACCUUGGUGGUGCAUGAAGGCUGAGUAUUCUAUGUUGUCUUUAUUAAUCCCUGGACCACGUUCACCUGGGAAUAACAUUGAUGUGUACCUUCAACCAUUGAUAGAAGAAUUGAAAGUGUUAUGGGAUUUGGGUGUAGAAACAUAUGAUGCAUCACUAAAUCAAACUUUCCAAAUGCGGGCAUCUCUCUUAUGGACUAUUAGUGACUUUCCUGGGUAUGCUAUAUUGAGUGGGUGGAGUACAAAAGGGAAACUAGCAUGUCCUUGUUGUAAUUAUAACACUAAUUCAAUAUAUUUGAAUAAUAGUAAAAAAAUGUGUUAUAUGGAUCAUCGUGUUUUUUUGCCCGAGGAUCAUAAAUAUAGGUCGAAUGUUAGGAAUUUUAAUGGGAGCAUAGAAAUAGGCCACCACCAGAGUUGUUAA
This is a messenger RNA of Lathyrus oleraceus (garden pea), 1206 nucleotides long. RefSeq lists its product as uncharacterized. The record is from RefSeq and is a predicted model, not a curated record. Bases 1 to 1206 code for a protein of 401 amino acids. Lineage: Eukaryota; Viridiplantae; Streptophyta; Magnoliopsida; Fabales; Fabaceae. The transcript has a single exon.